AUGCCGCUGCCGAAGCGUUGCGUGGAGCCGGUGCACGUGUCGCGGGGCACGGUGCCCGAACGACUCGCGGUGCCCUCGGAACUGGAGGCCGUGACCAACGGCACCCUCGCCAAUACAGUCAGACAGCUAUCGUCCCUGUCAAAACAUGCGGAGGAUAUGUUCGGAGAGCUCACACGGGAGGCGACCAACCUCGCAGAGAGAACCAACGUUCUCCAGGCUCGGAUAGACAGACUCGCUAUCAAGGUUACUCAGUUGGACUCCGGAGUAGAGGAAGUCUCCCUCCAAGACAUACAGAUGCGGAAGGCGUUCCGCUCGUCGCGCACGUUUCAGCAGCAGUUGUUUUCGCGCACGACCAUACCGUCCGCCAUGCUGGCGACAUACGCGCGCUGCGACAGACCUCCGCCGCUGGAGAGGCUCAAUGAGUUCCGCGAUGACGGCAGGGACGCCAGAAAGUUCUAUACAGAUCCAGAUUACUUCUUUGAGCUAUGGAGAAGGGAGAUGCUGCAAGAUACUGAGAGGAUCCAGCACGAUAGGGGGAAGAAGGUGCGCCAACCGCGAACCGGGGGCGCAGAAGGUCGCGGCACACGAAGAGUUCGGGUGCCUCAUUCCACUCGAGACAGACAGAAGGCAGAGGUGGUUAACCGCGGCGAGCACAUAAUGGCGCCCACGCAGUUGCGACGGUAUAACAUCGAGCCUCAGUAUCGCCCCGAACCACUUUAUCAAGCUACAACUGUCACCGACGGCGGGUAUCGCACACCGCAGACGCGGGCGCCGAGCACGCAGCCGGCCAGACCUAACUCCAUCGAGAUUGAGAACCAACAGAACAGGACCCAACGUCUUACCGGCAAUGGCCACGUUGUGAACGAGGAGAGCCCUUACGGGCCGGUCGAGUCCAUUUAUGGAGGCAGUAUUGCGGGUACGCCGCGACGCGCACGUCCCUCUAUUCCCCCACCGGCGCCGCCCGCGCCUAUACAUAAUGAGUCGCUUACGCCGACCAGAUCCAGUUUGCCACCUCCUCCGCCCCCGCCUGACAGUGCUUCUCCGCCACCCGUUAACGGUACUUCACCGCCGCACCGCACCGCACUCGAUGCGCAUCUUGACCACAUGCAUGCUGUCAUUGGUAUGAUGUCAUCGGAAGAGAGUCCUGCGCGUGCGCCGACUCCACCGCCGGUACCCCUCGCGCCCCCGGCCCCUCCACCGCCCGCAGCCAACGAGGACCGACCCCGUCCUCCUUCGCCAGCUACUUUACUACGAGGCGCUUCUGCACUCAAACCACCAACCCUCGACCAUCAUCCCGCGGCGGACCCUCGCUCAGACUUGCUCAAGGCGAUACGAGAGGGGAUAAAACUACGAAAAGUGGAGAAGCGGUGCGAAGACAAUGUGGGUAAAUACGAUACACUUCGCGGUGCACCCGCGCUGCACGAUGUCGCGUCAAUUCUCGCGCGACGCGUCGCCGUCGAACAGAGCGACUCUGAUGAAGAAGACGAUUCCGAUCUCGACGACGACGAGUGGGCCGAUUAUAAGCCACAACCUGCUGAAGACAAAGUUGUCAAUGACUUUGAAACACAGAAGAUACAAGUUGAAGUAAAGUGUGAUAGUGAUAUUCCAAAAAUUAAUUCCUUUAAAAAUGAUGUCAGCGAAAAGGUAAAAGAAGCUUCCCCGAGAAAUGAAGUAGCCGUUCCCAUCAGAAAGAGCAGUCUUAAGAAAGUCCCACCACCAAUUAAAUGUGACGACUCCCCGCCGCAGGAACCUUUGCCAUCACCCCCUAAGUGUGCCACUCCACCUAAAGUAGAACAAAAAGUUAAUAUUAUAAAUUCACCUACUGUCAAAGAAAUUGCCAAAAAUUAUUCCCCACCUAAAGCCACUUCUCCACCUGUCAAUAGAGAAAUUCUAUCGCCACCUAUAAAAAACAAUGUCGCCUCCCCCCCUUGGGGCAAAGUUUCUCCCUUUAGAAAAGAAAUAAAUUCCCCUUCACCUGUAAGUUACACCAGUUCUCCUCCGAGCACUAUUCUCAAAACAUUAAAAAGUGACAUACACAUUGAAGAGAAUGUUGUUCCUCCUAAAGUUAAAAGGGAUUCUGUCACUGCCAAGGAUAUUCCCAAAACUGACAAGCUAUCACUGCCAAAUAAUAUUACUGAAGCUGUCACGAGUAGUGACUGUUCUAAUAAGAUAGAAGAUAUGAAUGGAGACAAAACAAAAAAUGAAGAAUCUAAUGGUGUAGGUGACAAAAUAAAAAUUUUUGAGAAAGCCGCUGAAGAAGCCGGUAAGCUGUCUCGACCGGGGUCAGUGCGUGGACGACCGCGCGUCGAUAGGUUAGGAUCUGAUAGCAAAGAAGACCUCCCGCCACCGGCUACUCCGUUCAAAGACAAUAUAUUUUUUGACUUGGGGCACACUGAGAAAACAAAUGAUGUUUUGGAAAAACAUGAUUUGCAGAGUAUUCCCAAACUGGAACGACAGCAGAGUGUGAAAAGUUCUGCUAAUAUAGCCACUAAUAAAUGGCAAAGAAAUAGCAACUCCCUCGAGGAAAAGAUACAGAAACCUGAACCACAAAAAAUCAUCAAACCAGAAUUUAAGCCUAUGUCAUCUCCCAUCGACUUAACGAUUCGAUCUCCCAGUAUUGUUGGAAAAAUUCCAGAACAAUUUCCCUCUCACGGCACGGCUUUCCGUAACGUAGCGUCGCCGGAUACCUCUCGCACGAAACCGCCAGAAGAUCAAUUUAAAACUUGCAAAGUUAAAAAUAAAGAAAAAUAUUCCGUGAGUAAAGGCUCCAGCUACUUCACGAGAGGUUCAGAGGAGAUUUGGCUCGUUAAGAAGAAAGAUAUAGAGGAAAUUGAGGAGCGAGUGUUGGAUUCAUUCCGUCGCGCCGGUAACUUCUGCAACAGAAGUGAAUCGAUGCGUCCGUCUUCCGAUGGCGGUCAAUCGUUUCCGCAUGCGACGAUGGGUCGAACCAAACGUCAAAUGUAUGCGAGGAGCGAAUCUCUAGAUCCUCAGUGGGCCGGCAACCGUUCGCAGACUUUGAAGCGACAGACAUCUGUGGCUUGUACGUGCGGACACGACAAAAAAGCGAGAUCUAAAAGCGCAGGAUCCGACACGACGGCCCGACAACGUUCUAAAAGUCACGGAGAUGACAAUCAGAGUCACGUUCUCGAUAAGUAUGAAACACUCGUCUAA
Messenger RNA from Leptosia nina, 3171 nucleotides. The record is from the annotation of a GenBank genome assembly. NCBI's taxonomy places the organism in Eukaryota, Metazoa, Arthropoda, Insecta, Lepidoptera, Pieridae.